GUGCAGCUCUUCGAGCAACACCCACGCUGCACAACUCAGCAGCCAUGAAAGCCUUCAUUGCCAUUGCUCUGCUAUCCGCUGCUUCGGUGGCCUAUGCCGGUUCGAAGACAGAUAAUUUUGGCGCUACAGGUCUUCCGGGCGGUGUGGGCGGCCUUGGCAGUGCCGUCGGGUCGCUUGGGCCAAGCAAUGGCGCCUCAGGGUUACCGUCUCUUCCCUCACUAAGUUCAUCUGGAGCAGGGUCUUCGGGAUCUGUGGCUAGCUUCCCUGGAUUUCUUGGACCUACCGCCGGAUCUGUAGGACGACCGUCUCUUCCCUCACUAGGUUCAUCUGGAGCAGGGUCUUCGGGAUCUGUGGCUAGCUUCCCUGUAUCUUUUGGACCUAGCUCCGGAUCUGUAGGACGACCUAGCUCAUCAGGCCCCGCUGCCCGUUUCCCGAGUGGAGGCUCUUAUGGUCCGUCAGGCUUUGGACCUUACGCUUACGGACCCAGUUUUGUCCCUGGUUAUUACGGAAAUGGCGGCUUCGACGGUUUCUACGGCAGCGGCUUUGGCGAUGCAGGUUAUUACGGCGGCAGUUUCGGUCCAUUCGGCGGCUACGGCCCUAGCUUUGCCCCCGGCUAUGGUUCCAGCUUUGGCCCUUCUGGCUAUGGCCCCGUUUACGGUUUUGGCCCCGGCUCUAGUUUCGGCUCUGGUUUCGGCCCCGGUUCUAGCUCUGGUUCCGACUUUGGCUCCGGCUUUGGCUCCGGCUUCGGGCCUAGCUUUGGUGGUAAGGGAGGCAACUUCGGCAACGGCUACGGAUUUUACGGCCCCGGGGUCAGUUAUGGUUCCCCAUUCGGUGGCCAGUCAAGCUUUGGAUUUGGCUCUGGCAGCUCUGGCGGCAGCCUUGCAUCCUCCCAACUUCCCGUACGAGGACUUUCAAGUUCUGGCGCACGAAGCUCCAGCUCCUCCUCUGCUUCCGCUCGCCAAUAAUUAAUGGACGCCACAAAACCUAUACAUGCUAUAAAAACCAGAGUCCUUGGUGGCGCUUUCCUGGUGACGUAAAAAAACAAGGAAGGCUACGAACACUACCAGUGGACAUUUCACCGCAAUGCCAUUUGGAUAACACAACAAUAAACAUUAUAUUUAAAUUUGC
Molecule: messenger RNA, 1128 nt
Organism: Dermacentor albipictus
Lineage: Eukaryota; Metazoa; Arthropoda; Arachnida; Ixodida; Ixodidae
Source: RefSeq, a predicted model, not a curated record